CGCGCUAAGCUAAGGCGUGAUGUCAUCUCCGUGCGACUGCUGAGUGGACUGAGCCUGAGCCCGGCGGGUCCGGCGGGUUCCGUGGGUUCGGCGGGGAGAUGGCUGCUGAAGAAGAGGCUCUGAAAACACAUUUCGGGUUCGAACGGUUCCGGUCCCGGCAGCAGGAAGACGUGGUGAAGGCGGUGGUUAAAGGUGACCGGGAUGUAUUUGUGUGCAUGCCAACCGGGGCAGGGAAGUCUCUGUGCUACCAGCUGCCGGCAGUGCUGGCCACAGGCAUCACUCUGGUCAUAUCACCUCUGAUUGCACUCAUACAGGAUCAGGUAGAGCACCUUAAGGAACUGAACAUUCCAGCACGUUCCAUUAACUCCAAGCUUCCCCCAGGUGAGAGACGGCAGAUUCUGGCUGAUCUGGAGAGCGAAAGUCCUCUGCUCAAACUCCUCUACAUCACCCCUGAGAUGGUGGCAUCCCCCUCCUUCCAGCCCUGCCUGAACUCGCUGUGCUCGCGGGGGCUGCUGGCCUUUCUGGCGGUGGACGAGGCUCACUGCGUCUCUCAGUGGGGACAUGACUUCCGGCCUGAUUACCUGAAGCUGGGCGAGCUGCGCACCCGUCUGCCUGGAGUGCCCUGCGUUGCUCUGACGGCCACAGCUCCCAAACGAGUGCAGGACGACAUCACUCGGUCGCUCAGGCUGAGAUCACCACUCACCUUCACGACACCCGUAUUCCGGAAAAACCUGAAGUAUGACGUAAUAUUUCGAGACCUGCUGCCUGACCCGUACGUUCACCUUCACGCAUUUGCUAAAGAAGCACUCGGUGGAAGCACAGCAGAGAAGGGCUGUGGGAUUGUGUAUUGCCGCACACGAGAGAGCUGUGAGGAUGUGGCUCACAGACUGACUAAGCUUGGGAUCCUGGCUAGGCCCUACCAUGCAGGACUGAAAACAGGAGAUCGCACUGAGUCACAGGCGGACUGGAUGGUGGGAAAGGUUCCUGUCAUUGUUGCUACUAUUAGCUUUGGGAUGGGCGUAGACAAGGCCAAUGUCAGAUUUGUAGCUCACUGGAACUUGGCCAAGUCCUUGGCCAGUUACUACCAGGAAUCGGGCCGUGCUGGACGUGAUGGCCUCCCCUCAUCUUGUCGUAUUUACUACUCUCGUAAAGACAGAGACCAGCUAAACUUCCUGAUCCGCAAAGAGGUCUCCCGCAAACAGGAGAAGCGAGGUUCAGAGAAAGAGCAAGACAAAGCUCCUGUUCAGGACUUUGAGGCCAUGGUGAACUUCUGUGAACAAGAGGGAUGCAGACAUGCCACUAUCUCACAGUUCUUUGGGGACCAGAAGCCCAACUGCGCUGGUGCCUGUGACUACUGCCGCAACCCUAAAUUAGUCCGCGCUCAGCUGGAGAGAGCCGCCGCCCUCAGCACCAGGACCGGCCCCGCGCAGAGCUCUGAACCCAGAGGGCCCUUUGGCUUCAACCCUGAGCUCUAUGCUGGGGGAAAGAAAGGUUAUGGCUUUGAAAGGUAUGAUGAGGAGUGGGAGGGCAGUGCAGAGGAUGACAGUGAGCAACGGAAGAAAGAGUUUGGAAUUCUGUUUAAGAAGCAGAUGAGUUUACGGAAGGUUUCAGGCGACUCGAAAGAAACUUUUAUUCUACCAGAUGCAGAUUGUCCAUUAAAGGAGGCCAGCAGUCAGAGAAUCCCAAGACUCACAGUGAAGGCGCGAGAGCACUGCCUGUCUCUUCUUCAGGAAUGCCUGACCAACAGCAGAGGCGGAGCAGGUCACUCGCUCAGCUCUGACACGCUCUCUCUGGCUGUAGAAAUAGAACAUGAAGUAUUCCGAUCUUGCAAGUCGGCAAACUUGUAUAAGGCUGCGGUUCUCAAGAGGGUAUCAGAGUUGAAGAAAGGCGUAAAUGAUUCUGUAGCGCCCUCUGUGGACGAGCCUGGAGAUGGUGGCGGCUCCAGUGUAAAAGAAGAGGAAAUGAAGAUGACUCAGAAAGAAGCAACCUCCUCCUCUACCUCAUCCAUCUCUGAGGAUCUGCAGGGCUUCACUUCAGCCUCUCAGGUCUACUCGCUGAAGAGGAAACGUGUGGGAGCAGGAUUCCGUGGUUCCUCGAACCCCUUCCAGACGGCCACGGAACUUCUGAAGACUUCCCAGAUUGAGAUCCUCACACCUCAAGAACCUGCCCAUAAGGAAGAGGAACAGGAAAAACAACCAGAGAGCAAAAGAACCAAAACACUGUCCUCCUUUUCAUCUACCUCCGAAGCCAAAACCACCUCCUCGAGUAGCCCCAGCAAGAAAGCAGGCAAGGCUCUAAGCAAGAAACAGCAAAAGCUUGCCGAUGCAGCCAAGGCCUCGCACUGCAUAUCUCGGUACUUUGGGAAGAAAAAGACGGACGGCAUUCCGAGAAAGGAAGAUAGCAUUGUCUCAAAGCCUGAAGAAGGAGAUUCCUCUGUGCCUGCAGCUCAAGGAUGCAGCAACUCUGUUUCAGCUUCUCCUGUCGACAUGAAUGCUAACACUUCCAGUAUGGAUGGCAGUACCAUGGAUGAACAGGUAAAGGAAAAAGGUACGAGGAAUGUGGAGAAUCAUGGUGGUGAAGGUAGUCCCGUGAAUAUGAACGCUACACAGGAGAAGAUGGGAGAUGCCACAGCAGUGCCAGACACUCAGAGGAACGAGCCACAGCCUGAUGCCCAACAAGCACCAUCAGAAACAUCUCAUCAAGAAAGGAAGUCCAAAGAAAGUCGUGCUGGCUUCUGCCACCCACCCACUGAUAGCAAAAGGAGGGUGACAUUCAAUCCCGUGUUACAGGAACACAAAUUAGAGGUGGAAAACAUGCACGAUAAUCCGGUUUCACACCAGCCUGUGACACUAAAAGAAGCUGCUGACAUUGUGGUGAAAAUCUUGGAUCCUUUCUACAAAAAGGGGAAGUUUGCUACCAAGGACCUGUUCAAGUCAUUCGCACGCUUCCUCUCGCAUCUGCUCAUUGAGGGGAAAGCUAAAGAUCGAGGGAAAGUGAAAAUGGAAGCAAAGAGCCUCAUCAAGCGCUUCUUCGGUAGCAUCCAGCGCUGUGAGAACGAGGCAGACUGGAAAAGCCUGCAGGGAGCAGCCAGUGCCAAACACGAAGGAACAGACAGGACUGCAGCUGAGGAGGAUAGAUAGGGUAUUGUGACUGCCCCUGCUUUUCCCUCUCCUUACCUCUGAUCCUAAAUGCAACCGUAGCCCCCACCCCAAGCCCUUCUCAGGGAUGCUACAUGCAUAUCAGAUGCUGCUGCUAAUCUGAAGGAAGUUUAUCUCUGAGAAACUGACGCUUGGCUGCUUCCACUAGUGCACUUUAAUUAUUACUUCUGGCUGCAUUGUUGAACGACACUUACUUUAAAAUCCAGGGCCACCUGCCUGGGUACCCUUCAGUUACUGUGAUACAGCUUUAGGUUUUAGCUGCUAUCUUAGAGGCUGUGAUGUCAAACGAUGAAAAUGACCUAAAGCAUAUUUCUCAAUGUGUUUUAGCUUUCAUGUCAUGUUUUGCUUUCCUUUGUUUUAUGUAGUAUGGACAUGUUUCUUUUUCUUGUGCCCGGUCAUCUUAAAAGGUGUGAACGUGACACCCGUGUGAGACGAAAAUAAAUUUCAAAUAAAGGCUGAAAUUUGAUCA
This is a messenger RNA of Pygocentrus nattereri (red-bellied piranha), 3627 nucleotides long. It is a transcript of the gene recql5, whose product is annotated as RecQ helicase-like 5. The record is from RefSeq and is a predicted model, not a curated record. Lineage: Eukaryota; Metazoa; Chordata; Actinopteri; Characiformes; Serrasalmidae. The transcript is spliced from 19 exons. Gene Ontology annotation, biological process: double-strand break repair via homologous recombination. Bases 99 to 3140 code for a protein of 1013 amino acids. Gene Ontology annotation, molecular function: ATP binding; 3'-5' DNA helicase activity; nucleic acid binding. Gene Ontology annotation, cellular component: chromosome; cytoplasm.